Molecule: messenger RNA, 1283 nt
Organism: Ostrea edulis (European flat oyster)
Lineage: Eukaryota; Metazoa; Mollusca; Bivalvia; Ostreida; Ostreidae
Product: angiopoietin-1-like
Exons: 6
Coding region: 174-1208 (344 amino acids)
Source: RefSeq, a predicted model, not a curated record
UUUGUUCAAUUCAGAGGCUUAAGAAUUAGGGUAUGGAGGAGAUCAAAGUAUGAUGUGGGAAUAUACAGGAAAUUAAAACAAAUUCUUUUCAAGGUUAGCAGGGCCACACUAAAUCCUUUCAAACUGCAAAUGUUCCUAAUUUGUGUUGAUUCAUUUUUCAUUUCUAUGCACCCAUGACUAAAGUCGGGGGGGGGGGGGUGUCUGUCUGUCUGGAACUUGCUCAUGUUAGUAAUAAGGCUCUCAUAUUUCAUAUUUUUAUUCCUUAUAAUAAGACAUUUCUUUUGAUAUCAAUUUUUUUUUUUACUUUUGUGUUUCGCCUACUUUUCACGUGUGCAUGUAGUGUGGAUUAUUCAACCAUUUCAGAGAUAGAAAACAAGAUUGGAACAAAACAUUUAUUGAAUACAAUUCAUGCCCAAUCUCUCUUAGUUUGUGCAUCCGAGUGUUCGAAUGAUUGUUCCUGUUUUGGGUAUCAUCGGGAAACGAAAGAAUGUCGAUUGCAUGUAAUCUGUGACAAAAACCAAAUAGUAACUGAAGAAAUGGGUUGGCGGUAUUACAGAGUAUCACAAAACGCUGUUGACUGUUUACAGCUGUAUCAGAGUGGACAGACGUGUUCCGGGAUAUACACGAUCUACCCAGGGGGUGUCCCAUCUAAUGUCAUCUGUAAUAUGGAGAUCUCAGGAGGAGGAUGGACGGUUGUUCAGAAUCGCUUUGAUGGAUCUCUGGAUUUUAAUAGAAACUGGUUGGAUUAUAAAACUGGAUUUGGAUCGCCCAACGGAGAAUACUGGAUAGGUAAUGAGGUUAUCUACGAAUUGACGAAAGAUCUCACCAGCUCCUUAUACGUCACUAUAAUGCUGACAAAUGGGACCAGCUUAUUUCAGCAAUAUGAGACGUUCUCAAUUGCAAAUGAACUGGAUAACUAUAGACUUUACCUUGCCGGAAAAUCAUCGGGAACUCUGGGAGACAGAAUGACAAAGACAACGUCCAGUGACGCGAUAAACGGAAUGAUGUUUUCCACCAAAGAUCGAGACAAUGGUAGAAAUUAUAUGGACUGUGCUGGUGAACAUUUCGGAGGAUGGUGGUAUAAUUAUUGUCACGACGCUUAUCUGAAUGGGCUGUAUGGGUCGUCGUUAUGGAAACAGCCUUGGUAUCCUACGAUUGGGGAUGGAAGAUUGAUUAGGGAAACUGUCAUGAUGGUAAAAAGAGUGUGAACGAAAACGAAAAUUUCAAAGUCGAAAGAGGGAGGACUUACUGUUUUUCAUUUUUUUUUUCCACAGCCACAGUAA